UUGUCGGUGCUGCUCUGUGCUGAGCCAGAAGGGAGGUUAGUCGCUGCUCAGCAUCACAGGAUGACAGCGCAAGCAGUGAUUGGACAAGGUAGCCUCAGGCUGGUAGCCAAUCGCUGCUCUCGCCUCCGUUCCUCGAAGCUACGGCUGUGUGAUUGGUCCAGGUGUUGCAGGGCGAGGAAAGAAUAAAUGGUUAAAAGAGAGACUGUAAAAAAGAAGAUUGUCUAGUUUAAGUUAGGAAUGCAGUCUUUGAGUCAUUUCUCCAAGCUUUUCGUGAAACAGUGAAACUUGCUUCUAUUGAUUUACCCUGUGCAUGUAUGUUGAAUAUGUUUCGUUGUAUGUAAAUAUAAUUGCUCUUCUAUUAAUGUUAAGCAAAUACAGAUGUUUGACUACAAUUAUGUAUAAGGGGGCUUUAUAUUUUCUAGCUAUAAGUAAGCUGUAAGGUUAGGAUCUGAAUGGGCUCUUAUUAGAAAUACAUUUGUUGUUAGCCAGUCAUUACCAGUGGAACGUCCUACAUAAUGUUUUAAUUUUAACACUAUGCACAUAUAUCAGUUGUCCACACCCACGACAGCAUCCACAAUGCAUAAAUUGGCCUUGUAAUUACAAGUAAAAGAAAACUGACAGUUGUAUACUUUGGAUACACAAAACAUGAAUGAUGUUUUCUAUAUGAACCAAGCAUCAAUUAUACAUCUGUAUGAGAGCACAGCACAGUGUUUGUUAAUGUAUAAAAGCCCUGUUUUCCCAUUUGUUGCUUUUAUCUUUUAUUCAAGAGGUCCUGUACAGAUUCAGACAACACAGACUUGAUGCAUCAAAGUGAGGGUGUGAAGCGAUCCUACUGAACUUACAGGCCCACUGGAUCGUACCAUCUUCUCUGGGAAUGCUGUUGGAUGCACACUCACGCUCACACAUUCCACAUUUGGAAUAAUACCACAUCUUAAUUUCUAACCAUCAUUGUCUCUGUCAGGAAGGGAGGGGUGAUGCAAGCCCAGAGGUUGUGGUGGAGAAGUGUGGGUUUGUUAUCACCGUGACAACCUCUGCCCAGCGUUCCAGUGGAGAAUGGGCCUUGUGUGUGUCUUCUUUGCGUGCUAGUGAGUGUGUGUGUGUGCCUGUGUGUGUUUGGUGCACUGUGUACCAGGAGAUACAGCGUGAGCAUGCAUGAAUCAAACAAUGCGCCUGUUUUAGGCCGGCUGGGCAGUGGGUGAGCAUAAGGCUGGGCUGAAACGUCCGAGGAACGCCAUAGCGGAGGACUGGCAUUAUAGGCCGAAUACAGUGAGGGGUCUGUGACAGACUAAGGAGAGACAAGAGAAGGGUGGUGGCAUGCACCAGGACCUAAGAGCAGGGAGGGGAGGCUUGAGAUAGGGGUGGUGAGAGUGUAUGACAGAGACCUUUUCUGCAUCAGACAGAGCAGCAUUUGUGUCAUGCUUGGCUGAGGAAUGCUGCUGUCCUGGGUGACAGGGGGCAUUAUGUGGACCUUAUGUCAUUGCUGGGUGUCUUGAAGCUGCACAUAGAGCUGGUGCAUCAGACAGCAUACUACCAACAUGCAUGAUGGUCAUAUCAGGAAGGAUGCAUGUCCAGCAAAUCUCUGCUCCCAGAAGAGAAUUUGGCUUCAGAACUUCGGCAUAGACACACUGGCAGAUGCGUUUACUGACUUGUGUUUCGCUCUCCUUCUGGAUACUGAAGAUUUAACUGCUGUCUGUACGAGAACCACUUUAGUAUUUGCUCGACAGCUGGAUGGCCCUAGAGGAGGACCGUUUGCAUGUUUGUGUGUGUCCCAGUUGGAGAAUAAGCUCGUUGCAGAUGGGGAGAGGCGGCGUGGUGAGCUUGUUCAGCUGUGCAAGGGCUCUGAGGGUUAAAUCCUGCCGAGGCUCUCACACACAAACUGUGACCAUGGGCUCUGUCUCACAUACACACAAUGAGCCUGAGCCGCCUGGGGUUGGAGCUGGGGCCAUGGGCUCUUGGUUCUCACACUCUGAACCAGUACCUUAUCUCUGCCGGGGUCUCAGACUCGGUCCCUGUCCGGUGCUGAGAGGGGCUGGCCGCUCCACUGCUCCGCCACAAUCUUUCCACUCACCAUCAGCAUCUCCAUUCCUGCAAAAUGAGGAUUCAUGGAGUCCAGUUACUGAAAUCAUCAGACCUUGGCCGCCAUAGUCUUCUGUAUCUAAAGGAGAUUGGACAUGGUUGGUUUGGAAAGGUUUUGCUGGGAGAAGUCAAUGCAGGACUCAGCACCACCAAGGUGGUGGUGAAGGAGCUGAAAGCCAGUGCCAGCGUCCAGGAUCAGAUGCAAUUUCUGGAGGAGGUCCAGCCAUACAGAACCCUUCAGCAUCCUGCCCUCCUGCAAUGCUUGGCACAGUGUACAGAGGUCACUCCUUAUCUGCUGGUUAUGGAAUUUUUCCCCCUGGGUGAUCUGAAGAGCUACCUUUGCAGUUGCCGGGCUGCUGAGUCUGAGACUCCCGAUGCAUUGAUCCUUCAGAAAAUGGCAUGUGAUGUUGCAUCAGGGCUUCAGCACCUCCACAAAUACAACUUUAUUCACAGUGACCUGGCCCUGCGAAACUGCCUGUUAACCCCAGAAAUGUCGGUUAAGAUUGGAGACUAUGGGCUCUCUCACAGCCGAUACAAGGAUGACUACUAUAUAACACAAGACCAAAUUUGGGUGCCCCUGCGCUGGAUUGCACCAGAGCUUAUAGAUGAGGUCCAUGGAAACCUGCUAGUCGUUGAUCAAACCAAAAGUAGUAACAUAUGGUCAUUGGGGGUGACUGUUUGGGAGCUGUUUGAGCUGGGAAACCAGCCAUACAGACACUACUCUGACAGGCAGGUGUUGACAUAUGCUGUGAAGGAGCAGCAGCUUAAACUACCCAAACCCCAGCUCCAGUUCCCCCUGGUUGACCGCUGGUAUGAGGUUAUGCAGUUCUGCUGGCUGCAGCCAGAUCUCAGACCUAGCAGUGAGGAAAUACACCUUCUGGUAACAUACUUGUGCGCCAAAGGCUCCAGUGAAGCUGAGGAAGGCUUUGAGCAACGCUGGAAUGCUUUAAGACCCAAUUUGCUUGGCAGCACUUCUCACACAGCUGCAUCCCUGGUCCUGAGCCUCACACCUGCUUCCGCCGACGUCCCCAGUGCAGACCAAACUCAGGCAGUGGAGCUGGCCUCCUCUGCGUCGUCCUCUUUCCCCCUACUGGAGCACUUCUCCGACAGCCUUCACUCUGACACAGUCGAUGACCUACUGACUGUCACAGAGACAAGCCAUGGUCUCAACUUUGAGUACAAGUGGGAGGAGGCACGAGCUGAACAACCUUACUGUUCCUCCUCCACCAGUGGGCCACUGGGCCAAGGGAACCCCUACUACCAGGACAUCUACUAUUCAAGCAAAGGAAGUUCCUCAGGGGAAUGUAGAACUAACAGCCUGACCUCAAGUGUGUCGCCAUCUUAUUAUGAACCUGAACACUCAGGUGUUGUACCAGUUUUAAGUGCCCACAGCCCCUCUGUCAGCAGUGAGUAUUACAUUCGCAUCGAGGAGCCAGUGCAGUGUAGCAUUAAGCUGGAUGAGAGCAUUGAGGACUACAGUCCAGGAUUGGAAGCAAGCAACUGUAGGUUGUCUGCUGAGAGUCAAACUAGUUCGUCCAUGGUACAGCCUGGCGCUUACUGGUCCACUGAUGACAAUGCCAAAUCAAAUGCUUAUGACUCUGAUUCAAGUCCCACUAUCCAGCUAAGCAUGCAGCCACUGCUAAGACAUCCAUCCAGCACCAGUCCUGUAAACUCUCAUAACUGCAUCUCAUCUAGUCCCAAUGACGGAAUCUACAGGGAGGGCUCAGCAGCAUGCAAGACACAUCACCAGUCCGGUUUGUCUGAACUGGAAACCUCUCCUGAGUCUCAAUCAAACCUUUUGCAUCCAGAAAGCCAGUUAGAAAACCCACGCAGUUUAUCACAAGUUGUCAGCAGCCCAAGCUUAGGGUUCUGUGAUCCUUAUCUGGAAGCAAACAUAGGUCGUAUGGUUAAUGAAAAAUGCCAUAAUAUGGUAGCCCCCAUCAGAAAGACACUACCCAUUGUUAACCACAUUGACAUUAAUGUAGAAACAGAUGAUGGGCUGUUGUUGGGCCGACAGAGAAGUGGAGAAAUUGAGAAUCGCUUAUUCUCUGAGGGAGAAGCCACUAACUGGAUUUCAAACCAUUCAGCAAACAAUAACAGCUUGAGCUUUGACAGCAGGCAGACAAGCAGUGGAAUUGGCAGCUAUCUGGAUCUUCAAACGAACACAGAAUUAUGGUCUUUAACCAAGGCCACCACAAAAACCUUCCACAGCUCUAAGCCUUGUGAAACAAUGGAAGACAGAAGAGGAGACUCUUGUCAUGGCACUGCUUGUAAAUCCAUUGAAUUAGGCUCAUAUAUUUACCUUUGCCACAAAGAAAGAGAGGUGGCUACAACUCAAAAGCAGAGGCGUGUAAAUGUCGAUAACUUGCAAAGCACUGAUUUUUUCACCAGCUCAAGGAUGUAUCCCACAGGUACAGAAGGAGAAAAAAUGGAAGCGAAACAUGAAAUGCAUUCAUUGCUAAAUAGAGAGAGGGUGUAUUCUGAGAUGAACCCUGAGGGAAGCUAUAUCAAGCCCCUGUCCUGUUUGAAAGACUCUCAGACUGAUCAAACAGGAGUUUCAGCUGGAAUAUCUGUUGGAUUGAGAGACAAAAGGCUAAACUACACAGACACAUCGGAAAGCAGCAGAGGGUUAAAUCACGAAGUUGGGGUUAGAGACUUCAGCAGUUGCCUGGUUGACCUUGGAGACUACAGUGAGGAUGAUGAUGAUAUUGCAGAUAUAACAUCAAGGAUCUUUGCUGACUUCAACCUUGACUAUGCUGAGAUAGAGGAGGAAGACCUCAGCCCAAAGAAGAAUCCAGAGGGGACUCCUGAACCUGUGGAUACGAUCACUCUGUUGUCAUCAGCAGAAGGCUCUUGUGACCAGCCAUUCAGUCCUGACCCCUUCAAUUUGCCUAUCCUGCCCAAAUCUCUGGAUAGUGGCUAUGGCACAGAGAACAAUGAAUCCCCUGAGUUUUUUUUCAAAGAGCUCGGAGAUCCUAUAAGUGGUGAUAGGAGCCCUAGGCUGGGUGGAGAGCCUGAUAUUGUUCUGCAGGUAGGUUUAGGGCAAGGGGUCUGCACUUCCAGUACCUCAGAGGUCCAUGUAAAGGGCCUGGCUGACAAGGACCCAUACAGGGACUCAGCUUAUUUCUCUGACUAUGAUGCUGAAAAUGAAAGGAGCCCCCAGGAGGAAGGCAGUAAUUUCUUUGCCGGUCCAGCUAACCAUUACUGCCCUGCUGAGAUUUUGAGCUCUAUAGGAGAUUCUGUUGAAAAGCAAUUCAACUGUGGGAAAAAUGUAACAAAUCUGAGACACAUGAAAAGUUGUGUUUCCGUGAAUCUCUCUGAGGUUGACUCUAGUUCACCCGACUCUUUUCCCAACCCUGGGUUGUCCAUGUUGUCACCAUUUCCUCCACAGAUGGGUGGCUGUCUGACCAAAGAAUCUGCACCUGCAGAAGAAGAUCUUGGGCUGGAGACAGAGCACCCAGGGGAUGAGCCCGCUUCAGAGAUCAGUUCAUCCAUUGGGUCAGAACCCUCUUCGGCUGUCCAAGAGGCCUCGGCAAACCACGAAGAGGGGAGCGGGAGGCCAGAAGACUGCUCCCCCAUACAGUCAUUGCUGUCUGGUUGCACUUUAACUGAUUACAGAGAUGAUACCCGUAAAGAAAGUGAAAAUGGUGAUGGAUCCACAGAGGAGGAGGAGCUGCCUGAGUACAGUCAUGUCAACGAAGACACAGAGGACAGAGGGGAGGGUGUGAGAAUAAAUGAGGAAGAUUUUGAGGACAUAGAUGCAGAGGAAUGCGACAGCUUUUGUGAAGAAUCUAAUGGUCCUCAUGACCUUUCCACUUCUUCGUCAUUGUUGGAGCUUUGUGGAGAAGAUGUAAGAGCUCCGCUGGAGCAGGCGGAGGAUGAAGAGGACUCAGAUGACAGUGAAUCUGAUGAAGAGCUGAGAACAUACAACAUUCAAGAGGAAGACAGUGAGGAAAGUGAGGAGGAUUUCACCACAGUGCCAGUGGUGGUAAGUGACUGCAGCCGGGCAAGACACCUCCGCAGCCUCCUGAAGAUGCCCACACUGCUCACCCAGUCCUUCUGCGAUGAGCUGGAAAGGAAGAAGAAAGCUGUGUCCUUUUUUGACGACGUUACAGUGUUUCUUUUUGACCAGGUAUGGAAAAUGGAGAGCCCCACUGGAGAACUGGCUGACUAUUCCUUCUGCGCAGGAGUAGAGACGAGUGUUCAGGAAUCUUCAGACUCAGAACUCGAACCUCAGUCCUGUGAAACUCCCUGUGUUACUAAGGGAACAGAUGGAAACAACUCGGAUGAAGGUGGGAGUUAUGAAUGGGAAGAUGACCACUCCUUUAAACCCAAUCCUUCAUCACCUCACAACAGCCCCGAGCCUCCAUCCUCACCUACUUCUAUCUCCAACAGCCCUGAGGUUCCUAAAGCUGCCCCUGUGGCACUUAAUCGUUUCAUGGUCUCACGAUUCUCUAUCACACAUGUGUUCGACCCCCACAUGGGCUCAGCAGCAGGAAACACUGAAGAUAAUCCAAAGGAUUGAGUUCCCUCUAACUGAGACCAGAGAAGGUUGGGUCCUGGUCCUCCUCUACACAGAAAAGCAGCAUUAUUACAUUUAAAUGAUUUACAGAGUUUUAUUUUUUAUCAAUGUUGGGGCAUCUCACCAAGGUGGCCCUUUAUGAGACAGUGCCUCAUAUAGUAGUGAAGUACCCUGAAUGAUUUGCACACACUUCUUUUCAUUUCACAAAGAAAGAGCAAUAGCUGUAGGGAUGGCAACCUGAUUGUAAGGACCCCAGGAGGUGAAUACAAAGUCAGUUCCUAUUUGCAGAAAUAUAAAUCUUAUAUCUGUAGUUUUAUCCAGCAGAACACACAACAAUACAACAAAAUUCUUUAACUGACCUUACAGUUCUUUUAAUAUGUAUAUUUUAAGAUAAUUAGAAGAAUAAAAGAACAAAAAAGUGAAAUGACAGGCUGCAUAGCUGCUCCUCUCAUCAGCUGCAUUUGCACAUCUGCUUCCUAUUGAUCUGGUUUUUUCUUGCAACUUAAGACUGUUACAUCUCAUUGUCAGAAGUAGAAAACAAUGCUUGAUAAUUGCUGCUUAAAAAGCUGUGAUGAAUUUCUAAACAAAAACAAAGAAACAAAAAAGACUGUUGAACCAAUCAUGGCUGGUGUUGAUGCUGUUCAAAGCUGGAGGUGCUUUAACUUUAUUUUCCCCAUGAUCCAAAUCAUUUAAAUAUUACCGAUUGUGGGUUUCUGUGGCUUCAAUGUGGUUUUUGAGUGGAAACAUAAUUAUGGAAAUCAGUGUUGCCACUAAUAAAUCACUACCACCACUCAUCUUGGUUAAUUAUGCACUUUGUGAAGCCUUGGUUGCUCCCCCCCAUUCUGGAACAGAAUAGGCAAACAUACGAGAUCCUGCUUCUGUUGAUAGUGCCAGUGACAGAUUUGUUUCACUAUAACAUAUUUGUUUAAUUAAAAAGAGAUUCAUCCAGCAACAAAAUGACAUCAGAUAAACAGAAAGGUGUUUCCACACAAUUCAGUAGCGUUAGACUAGGCAGGCCAGUCAUAAAUGAGAUUUCAGUCAUCUUUAUGUAUCUUUUCUACAAAUUAUCUCAUAUAAUUAUAUUUGUGCUGAAUACCCUAGUGAGGUGUAAGAAUAAAGUCAUCCAAAAAAAGGACAUAUCUAUUGUAUGACUUCUAUAUCUACAUGUAGCAGGUAGCUUGACUUGAAUUACUACUGCUGCAUUGCCAGCUCCCUCCCCUUCUCUGUCCAUCUGUAGUUCCAAGUGCCAAUGCCUUUCUCUCUCACCUUGCCUCUUAAGUUGUGCAAAGCAAGAAAACAUUGCCAUAUUUUUAUAUGAGCAUUUUAAAAGAUACAAUCCAGAAUGACGGUCUCUCAAAUUUGCCAAAGAGAUGUUACAAAGCCCAUUGGCUUAAGUGGCAGACAGCUAUGGAGAAGAUGAGGUGGGUUGGUCUAUGCACCAGUUGUAACACCAUUUCUGUUUCCAUUGGUCCCUCACUCAUGGCUGUUGUAUUAUCCAAACAAAUAAAUCCAAGUCCCUUU
This is a messenger RNA of Melanotaenia boesemani (Boeseman's rainbowfish), 8119 nucleotides long. RefSeq names its product apoptosis-associated tyrosine kinase a (gene lmtka). NCBI's taxonomy places the organism in Eukaryota, Metazoa, Chordata, Actinopteri, Atheriniformes, Melanotaeniidae. Gene Ontology annotation, molecular function: protein tyrosine kinase activity; ATP binding. The transcript has 12 exons. Bases 2093 to 6601 code for a protein of 1502 amino acids. The record is from RefSeq and is a predicted model, not a curated record. Gene Ontology annotation, biological process: brain development; peptidyl-tyrosine autophosphorylation.